AAAGUUUUAUUUGAAGAUAGACGAAUAGCGUCGAGCGAUGGGGUCCGUAACUGAUGACGAGGUUAUUCGGAAACGUCUACUGAUUGAUGGCGACGGAGCUGGUGACGACCGACGCAUCAAUGUGCUCUUGAAAAGCUUCACAAAAUGGUGCAAUUCUGGGUCACACGAGGACGGGUUCACGCAGUACCAGAGAAUGCUGGGCACCCUCGCACAGUGUGAAUUUUCAAUGGGCAAGACUUUAUUGGUGUAUGAUAUGAACCUCAGGGAAAUGGAAAAUUAUGAAAAAAUAUACAGCGAUAUUGAGCAAAGCAUCACGUCUGCACACGAGAAAAUAGCUGAAUGUAAAAAAGAAAUAAUGAGAGCUAAGAGAAUACGAAAGAAUCGACAAGAAUAUGAUGCACUCGCAAAGGUAAUCCAGCAACAUCCAGACAGACAUGAAACACUAAAGCAACUGGAGGCUCUCGACAAAGAACUGCAGCAGCUCUGUCAUAUAAAAGAGAAUGUGGAGGACAAGCUCGAGCUAAGGAAAAAACAGUUUCAUGUGCUGCUGAGCACCAUCCGUGAGCUGCAGCAAACUCUCGAAAAUGAUGAAAAAUCAGAAAAUGAGGAAUCCCAGGAAAGUCCAAUGGACAAUGGACAGUGAACAUUGAUGUGAUGUUUCAGCUUUACCUCUUCAAUGAUAUGUCAGAAUAUUUGUUUUCCCUAUAAUUUUUUUUCUCUCAUGUUGUUAAAUUGAUCUGAACUUGUGAUUUUUUUUUUUAUUGGUUUAAAUGUUUGCAUACAAAUA
This is a messenger RNA of Megalops cyprinoides (Indo-Pacific tarpon), 787 nucleotides long. It is a transcript of the gene thoc7, whose product is annotated as THO complex 7. Lineage: Eukaryota; Metazoa; Chordata; Actinopteri; Elopiformes; Megalopidae. The transcript is spliced from 8 exons. Bases 38 to 643 code for a protein of 201 amino acids. The record is from RefSeq and is a predicted model, not a curated record. Gene Ontology annotation, biological process: mRNA export from nucleus; mRNA processing. Gene Ontology annotation, cellular component: THO complex part of transcription export complex.